Messenger RNA from Triticum turgidum subsp. durum (durum wheat), 2367 nucleotides. The record is from the annotation of a GenBank genome assembly. Lineage: Eukaryota; Viridiplantae; Streptophyta; Magnoliopsida; Poales; Poaceae.
AUGGCCGGCGCGCGCUCGCAGGUCAACAAGCCGCACAAGACGCGCUUCGCCUCCAAGGCCUCCCGCCACUCGCACAAGAUCGACAAGGUCAGGAGCGGGAAGCCGGCGGGCAGCCACCGCGCCGCAGUUAAGGGCGCCCGUGCGGCGCGCCUCCAGCACAGCAAAGCGAUCCGUGAUCAGAAACGCGCUGCCUUGCUAAAGGAGAAGCGGUCAUCUAAUGGCUCCUCAAGUGCACCCCGUGUUAUUGUUCUUUGUGGCCUUUCCUCAUCUGCAAAUGUUGGGCCACUUGCCGAAGAUCUUUUGACAUUUGCAGCAGGAGGAGAUGAGAAACUGACUUCCAACACCGUUGCCUCUCCCGCCUAUAAACUUCGAACCACGGUACUGCAAGCACCAUAUGGGGACCUCACCUCAUGCAUGGAACUGGCAAAGGUUGCUGAUUUGUUAGCAUUCGUAGUGUCAGCAAAUUCAUUAUACAACAGCGAUUCAGGCAAUCCAAUUGAUGAGUUUGGAUCACAAUGUCUAUCUGUUCUUCGAGCCGUGGGCUUACCUAGUACAGCUGUUUUCAUUCGAGAUCUUCCAUCAGAUACCAAAAGUAAGCAGGAAUUGAAGAAAGCAGCGGUUUCUUUCCUUUCUCCAGAGCUGCCUGAAGAUUGCAGGUUCUAUGCAGCAGAAACUAAGGAUGAUUUGCAUAUGUUCAUGCGGCUUUUCAAGGAGCAACAUCUUUCAUCACCACAUUGGAGAAAUCAGAGACCCUAUGUUAUGUCUGAGGAGGUUGCCUGUAUAAAACCAGGUGACAGUAUGGGGUUGUGCACCUUGCUUGUGUCUGGAUAUCUGCGGGCCCACAAUCUUUCAGUGAAUCAGCUUGUACAUGUGUCAGGUGCUGGUGAUUUUCAGUUAGGACAAAUUGAUAUCCUCAAGGAUCCAUGUCCUGUUAGUGAAAGGAAAAACUCCGAUGUAAUGGAUUCAGAUGAUAAUCAAAUUCAGAUUAUUGAUACCUUCGUUCCAGACCCCUUGAAUCAGGAACCAUUACUUGUUGAAAAUAUUCCAGAUCCUCUUGCAGGAGAGCAGACUUGGCCAACAGAAGCUGAGAUGGAGGAAGCCUACGAAAGCAAUAAACAAAGAAAGGUUGUAAAGAGGAAACUUCCUCGCGGCACAUCAGAAUACCAGGCUGCUUGGAUUGUUGAUGAUACAGAUGAUGAAGGUGAUGAUUCUGAGAAUGACAAUCCAGAUGGUGCUGGAAUGGUAAUUGAUGAGAAAGAUCACUCAGAGCACGACAGCGAUAGUUCAGAUAUAGAUGCAGUGUCUCACUUCACGGAGAAAUUUGAUCAAGAAACUAUUGGGGGUUCUGAGAUGGGAGAUGAUGAAAAUCUUACCAAAGAGCAGAUUGAGGAAGACAUCAAGAGAAUCAAAGAAUCUAAUGCUGAUGAUGAAGAAUUUCCUGAUGAGGUGGAGACACCCUUAGAUGUCCCGGCAAGAAAACGUUUUGCAAAAUACAGAGGACUAAAAUCAUUUAGGACAUCAUCCUGGGAUCCUAAGGAAUCUUUGCCACCUGAAUAUGCAAGAAUAUUUGCAUUCGAUAAGUUUACACGAACACAAAAACAUGUGCUUGCUAAAAGGGCUGAGCUAGAUGAAGAAAGCUCAAAGGAUUGUGCCCGAAUAGGAUCAUAUGUUAUGCUUCACGUGAAAAAUGUUCCUACAGAUGUUGCCUCCAAACUUUGUCAUCCAUCAAGAAGAUUACCUGUUGUUGUUUCUGGUCUUCUUGAACAUGAGUCAAAAAUUUCAGUUCUUCAUUUCAGCAUAAAAAAGCAUGACUCCUAUGAAGCUCCCAUCAGAAGUAAGGAACCUCUUAUUUUCAAUGUUGGAUUCCGGCAGUUUACGGCAAGGCCACUAUUUUCAUCUGACAACAUCAAUUGCAAUAAGCAUAAGAUGGAGAGAUUUUUACAUCAUGGGCGAUUUUCUAUUGCCUCCGUCUAUGCUCCAAUUUCCUUUCCACCCGUUCCUCUGAUUGUUUUGAAGAACAUAGAUGGGCAACAACCUGUCAUUGCUGCAGUAGGUACACUGAAAAGUGUGGAUCCUGACCAGAUUAUUCUCAAAAAAAUUGUUUUGACUGGGUAUCCCCAGAGAGUCUCGAAACUCAAAGCAAUGGUGCGGUACAUGUUCCACCACCCGGAAGACGUCAGAUGGUUCAAGCCUGUCGAGCUGUGGACGAAGCAUGGCAAACGCGGCCGGAUCAAGGAGACUGUCGGCACUCAUGGUUCCAUGAAAUGCAUAUUCAACAGCAGCGUCCAGCAGCAUGAUACCGUGUGCAUGAGCUUGUUCAAACGAGCUUUCCCCAAAUGGCCAGAACAGUUCUAUCAUCAGAUAUAA